Penicillium maclennaniae is the source of this 222-nucleotide messenger RNA. Its product is annotated as FAD/NAD(P)-binding domain-containing protein. The transcript has a single exon. Bases 1 to 222 code for a protein of 73 amino acids. NCBI's taxonomy places the organism in Eukaryota, Fungi, Ascomycota, Eurotiomycetes, Eurotiales, Aspergillaceae. Gene Ontology annotation, molecular function: monooxygenase activity. The record is from RefSeq and is a predicted model, not a curated record.
AUGUGGACGGUUUGGCUGAUCAUCGUUGGUGGCGGUAUUGCUGGUCUCACGGCCGCAAUCGCGCUGCGCGCCUCCAACCGGAGAAUCACAGUCCUGGAGCAGUCGCGAUUGAACCGCGAAAUCGGUGCAUUGAUUUCCCUACAGCCAAAUGCUUCCCUGAUCAUGCGCAAGACGUGGAAGUUCGACAAAGAGAUGGAAGAAGCGCGUGGCUUAAUCGACUAG